AUGCUAGCUCGCGACUUCAAGCGUGUCGUCCUCAUUGUUGGGCCUUUCCUCUUCCUUGUCUACAUUGGCAUUCGAUGUCUCGACUUUAGGGACUCUUCAUCAGGUUUUAACACCUGGUUCGAUCACAUCUUUGCGCCGAACUGGAGGCAAGCCGAUGAGCUCAAACCUCACUCCCGGCCGGCCCCAUCGGCUGCCGCACCUCCACCUGCCCCGGAAGACACAGAGCCCCCUAUCGCGGUCCCUCCAACGGUCCUACCACCGACGCCACCUUCGGAUUCUAUUCCAAUUGCCACGGAGCGGACACAUCAUGAGGUCUUCUCAAUAUCUACCUUCGACAAGAGGUUCUUCCCCAUACACUUCGGCGACGAAGAUGCCAUGAAUCCCAACAUCUUGCCCCAUCCUACUCUCGAUAACACAUACAUCAUUGUUGCGCAGAGGCGCAAGACGCACGAUGACAAGACAGCAGAACAUUUUGAGCUUGUCUGCAAUGCUGUCUUCACCAUGGAAGGCCUCUCCUGCGUGGAGGCACCAACGACGCUUCCAAUCGCUGCCACCAAGAGUGGCGAUGACAAAUGUCCCCCCAAACUGGCCUACAUCGCCAUGAACAUUGGGCCUCACGAUGCCCGUGUCUUCCACGGUCCGAAGGCACCAUUCAUUACCUUUGGCUCCAACUCGCUCUACUGUUGCUUCGGACAAUUCAUGCAAGAUUUCCGGACGCUGGGCAACUGGGGCUUCCAGAUGUCACUGGAUCAGGGCUUCAGCACUGGCACUGAGCUACAGCGCCCACCGCCUUGGGGGACCAUGGAAAAGAAUUGGUUCCCAUUCUGGGAUGAGGAUGGUGCCGUGUACGUGCACCACGAUGUGGCGCCAAAGAGAGUGUUCUCGAAAGUCAACCUCGACGGCUCUGUGGGGCCGGACCUGGCGCUUCUAGCCCCCGGAGAUGAGGCAUGUUUGGAGAGAUACAUGCCGAAGCUGCCGCCGGACUUGGAGUCCAUACAUCAGGCGACCAACUCCCUGAGCAUCACGUUCUGCAAACGGAUGGACGUGAACUGCAAGCCUACCAGCGACAACACAUUCAUCUUCACGAUCUUUCAGCACAAGACUUUCUAUCACUUUCACAGCGAGUACGAACCGUACAUCAUGGUCUUCCAGCAAAAAGCACCGUUCGAAGUCUUUGCUGUCUCGAAGAAACCCAUAUGGAUUCACGGUCGGGAGAAGAAGGACACUGGGGCGUCUGACAUGUUUUAUGUAACGUCGAUAAGCUGGAAGACGAAGGGACAAAGGUAUCAUGGAUACAUGGACGACACUCUUUUCCUGGCCUUCGGUAUCGAAGACAAGAUGGCUGGUGGUAUUGACGUUACCGCCGAGGAUUUAAUAUCAGAGCUUGGGACAUGUCUGGAGACCUGA
Messenger RNA from Colletotrichum chrysophilum, 1407 nucleotides. RefSeq lists its product as uncharacterized. The transcript has a single exon. Lineage: Eukaryota; Fungi; Ascomycota; Sordariomycetes; Glomerellales; Glomerellaceae. The record is from RefSeq and is a predicted model, not a curated record. Bases 1 to 1407 code for a protein of 468 amino acids.